Messenger RNA from Mya arenaria, 2456 nucleotides. RefSeq lists its product as uncharacterized. The transcript is spliced from 8 exons. Lineage: Eukaryota; Metazoa; Mollusca; Bivalvia; Myida; Myidae. The record is from RefSeq and is a predicted model, not a curated record. Bases 124 to 1329 code for a protein of 401 amino acids.
GGCAUUGAUUAUCAUGUGUCGCAUAUCAUGUGACACGCAUGUGUAACCUUAAAGACUUAUUAAUACUUGAUUUAUUCUAGUUUUGGAUAUCUUGGUGAACACUUGUAAAGAGACUUUUUGUAAAUGCGCACAAUGUAUCUGGCAGUGAGAUUCUUUUUACUGACAUGUAUUCCAUUAAAUAGUGUAUUGAAUGUUAGUGGUCAAGAAUGUAUCUUCGAAUGUGAAUGGGAAACAUGGGGAAGUUGGACAGCAUGUUUGGAGACAUGCGAUAUUUGGGAACAGAAGUUCAGAACCAGGUCACCAUGCUGCCCGGAUUAUAUACUAGACAUAGACGAUUGCAUUGACUAUUGUGGGCUAUACUAUUCCGACUCUGAGGACCAGGACGACUGUGGAUGUUCUAACGGUGGAACAUUGUCAUUCCCUUCACUCGCAUGUUCCUGUAAAAGCGGUUUCAAUGGCACGUGUUGUGAACAACAUGAUGAAGCAUCCAAGGACGAAGAUAACAAUCCGGCAUUGGCAAUCGGGCUUUCUACUUCCGGAGCUAUAAUUGUAAUUCUUGGUGUUGCUGUUGUUGUCUUCUUUGUGAUCAAAAGGCGCCGAUCCAAUGCUGGGACAAGAACAGAAUCUCCUGUACCUAACCACAGAGAUAAUGUUCCCGUCGCGAACCCAUUCCAAUUUAAUAUUAUUGUCAACUCGUCGAACACUGAUGUAAACAGAGGCUGUGAGAUAAACCCCAACAAUGAGAGGGAGCGAUCUAAUGCUGACACAAGAGCGGAAUGGCCUGUAUCGUAUAAUAAAGAAAAUGUUUCCUUCGAGAGGCCUGAGCAAAUAAUGGAUAGUCCCGCCCACUCGCCGAACACUUAUGCAAACAAAGGCUUUGAGACGAACCCCAGCGAUGAAAGGCGGCGAUCCAAUGAUGAGACAAGAACGGAAUGUCCUGUACCUUGUCUUAAAGGUAAGGUUUCUGUCGAGAGGACUGAACAAGAAAACGAUAUUCCCGCCCAAUCGCCGAACACUGAUGUAAACAAAGGCUGUGAAACCAUCAAAGGCUAUGAAACCAUCAAAGGCUGUGAAACCAAAAAAGGCUGUGAAACCGAAAAAGGCUAUGAAACCAUCAAAGGCUGUGAAACCAAAAAAGGCUGUGAAACCGAAAAAGGCUAUGAAACCAUCAAAGGCUGUGAAACCAAAAAAGGCUGUGAAACCGAAAAAGGCUAUGAAACCAUCAAAGGCUGUGAAACCAACAAAGGCUGUGAAACCAACCAAGAAUCAGGCUCGGAUGAAAUUGAACAAAAAAUAUUUUCUUCCUCCUUGGAAAUUGAAACAAACUAAUUUAUUACUUAAAGUGAUAUCCUUAUUUUAAAUCAAUACAUACACAUGUAUAACAAACAUAAAUUUCUUAGACCUACUGUAUGGCUACAUGUUUUAGAAAUGAUAACAGUAUGUAAGCAAAUAUACCACACAUCUUCUUUUUUAAAGAAUCUUGAUCGGAUUUGAAUAUUAUAUGUUUAUUGAACUAAAUAACUACUAGGAACGGAAUUUACAUAAGUUUUAAGUAACUUGUUUUCCAAUCCUUAUUAUUUGUAUUGUUGUUAAAUACCUUAUAUAUUUAAAUUUGAAAUAAAUACUGUUUAAACUAACAAACAUAAAUUUAGAGUGACAAACCUUAAUCUACAUGUACUUACUAAAAAUGCAUUUAUGGAAAAUAUUCAUUACUGAUAACAAGAUUGUAACCGUGUAUUUCAUAGCUGAAACGCACAAAUAUUGAAUGAUUGGUGAGUGCUAAACGAUUUACAGUGAUCAACUAUCGUCUCAUUAGAAAGAAAUACAGUUUUUUUUCUGCACUUUCCUUUCAAUUAAACACGGCAUCCUUCAUAAGAACCAUUAUUUGUGAUAUUUGUUCAUCCUUUUCGGUAAAUUUUAUUUCUUUUAGUACAUCUUAGAGUGUAUCUUUAAAUAUUGUUUUUCUUUCAAAUUUAAGUUGAAAAUAUUAUUGUUUUGGAUAUACUUUAAACGUAUUCAAUUUUUUCGUUGAUGCCUCUGAUACGAAAUGAAAAUGCUAUUGAAUGCGUAAUAAGAAGAAUUUAUAUUUUCUUCUAGUAAUGUCACCAAAAUUGGUAGAAGAUCUGAAUAACUUGCUGUUGGUCUUUUACUUAUAAAUAUAUGUGUAAUUGAAACAUGUGAUAGAUCGUUAUGAUUUACAAAUACGCAUAUGACUGUGAGGUAUUCAACAAAUGUUAUCCUUUAUAAGAACCAUCGUUUUUUUAUAUUUAUUCAUCCUUUUCGGUACAUUUAAACAACUGUAUUAAUUGUGGUACUGCUUAUUUGGGUCAGAGUGCAUCCUUAGAAAAAUAUACGAUUUCACCAAACAUAAAUGGUUGUUAGUGACACGUUAUUGAUUUUGUGAUUUUGAUUAAAGUUCCUUUUAAUGAGGAUCUGCAGAAAAUGACAUGAGCAUA